Trichobilharzia regenti is the source of this 6098-nucleotide messenger RNA. The record is from the annotation of a GenBank genome assembly. NCBI's taxonomy places the organism in Eukaryota, Metazoa, Platyhelminthes, Trematoda, Strigeidida, Schistosomatidae.
GAAUAAGAAGUGGGAAAUUCGUUGGGAAGGUCACUACAUGUAAACCGUUUGUCUUACUGUAUGCCGGAGGCAACAACCGAGGAUAUCUGCGUUGUUCAGAACCUUCCAUCAUUAGAACACUACUAUCACGGUUACAUUGAUCGGGCUGAGGCAGAGAAGCGCCUACAAACUUUCAAUAUACCAAACAGUUAUCUUUUACGUCUAAGCCGUACAACUCAUGGCAAUGAUACAUGGGAGAACAUAUAUGUCCUAUCAUAUCUUUCCUCAGCGCGUGUCUGUUUUCACUUCAGACUUAUCCCACGUUUCCAUUGCUUUCAACUUGGUGGAAGAUUUUUCGACAGUUUAGAUGGCUGUUUGUCGAGGUAUUACACCCGUGACAUAAUGACAGGUGAACGCCUUAAACAUCCCAUCCCACCUACUAGUCUUCCUAUUGAAUAUCAUACACAACGCUUACGUGCUAUUCAGGAUUUUGAGCCAGAUAAUGCUUAUGAUCGACUUGGAUGUGCUGUUGACGAUCGUUUCUUAUUGGUUCAUGAAGACCCGAACUCGGAUUGGUUACUAGCCACUUCAUUGAAAUCUCGUCAUUCAGGUUACUUACCUAAAUCGUGCGUUGAGAAAGAAUAUCCUGAAAUUAUUGAACGUUUGGAUUUCUUUCAUCCUGAUUCAACUUCACAUCCCAAAGAGCUGCUUAAAAAAGCUGGUGCAUUUAGUUACUUGUUAAGACCGUGUGAUUCACGUCCAGGCUUAUAUACAUUACUAUUGUACGAUGGUAUAAGAGUACGUAAAUGUCGACUUGAAUUGGUUGUUCAAUCAGAAUUAAUCUAUCGAGACAAUGUAACACCAACAACAAAUAAAAAUAAUCAAAAUACAAAUUCUGAUCGUAGAAACAGUGGACCUUCAGAUGUACACAUAGAAGAUACUGGCGAAGAAUCAUCUGCGAUUGAUAAUAGCGGAGGCGAUAAAUCAGAUGUGCAUAGAAGACGAUCAGAUGAAACAUUUUCAGGGUCUAGGAGAUUAGACAAUCAAGAUUCUUCAACAAAUGAUACUUCAACACUCAGUGUAAAUUUUCAGUUUCCUCUCUAUCGAACAACAACUAAAAUUCUGUACAGUGGAACAACUUUUCCUAGUGUAGAAGCUGUAGUCGCAGCGAUUGAAUCACAUCAUUCCGAACUUUUUCAUACUGAAGAAUCCAGUACUCUAAAUGUACCUGUUACUGGAGAUUGCUUAAUGGAUACUGAAUCUGCUAACCAUUCAACGAAUGGCACAGUAUCAGGAAAUCAUCAUGUACAGUCGAAUGAAUUCCAUUCAACGGAUGGCUCAAAUAUGCACACUAACUUGCCUGUUUUUAAACCUGUCAACAGAGAACGUAAACCUCAGAUACAUCCUCCAUCGUCUACAAUCUAUAUGGAUAUGUUUUAUGCACGUCAACCUCCAGCUGCUCAUCAAACACUGACUGAAAUCCAUGGGGAACUAUCUGUCUGGUCACAACAAAGGAAAAAAUGGAAAUCAUAUUAUGCCCAGUUGGAUAGAAAGCAAAGUAUCUUAACAUUGGUUGAUGGUGAAAAACGCAAACCUGAAAGAUUCGAUCUCUCCAAGUGUGAUUUCUUUCCAAUUCAUUAUACUGUGUAUGACAAAGAGUUUUGUUUCGGUUUAAUUUUGUAUGGAGCAUCAGCAGGCGAUCGUGAAGACUUUGUUCUUUGCGUCGAAGCGCCAUGUUCUGGAAAUAAUAACAGUAGUAAUUUCAACUCAAAUUAUAUUAAUCCGUCAACAACAGUAUCUAGUCGAUUGAAUUUCUUCAGUGGAUAUGAUCUAGAUGCAACAUCAUAUGCUGGUCGACCUGAAGAACCACCACAUAUUCAUCCAUGUCUACUACGUUCAGGUUGUUGUCGGCAUUCAUGUGAGUGGGCUGCUCGCUCAAACUUGAUGUCUGUAAAUAGUAAUAAUAAUAACAAUAAUAAUAAUAAUCCUAGUAGCAGUAGAUCGCCAUCGUUGUCAACAUCAAUCCUGACAACUUCUGCUACGAUUUCACAAGACACCAGUUGUCAUGCAAACUGUAAUCUACCACCAGCGACUUUAGAGACAGUUUAUCAACGUUGGAUUACAAGUUUGAAAAGACACUGUCGUAAUACAAAAGCUGAUUCAGCCACAGAAGAUAAUGUCUCAUUAAGACAAACACACUUAAGGUGUUAUCGAAGUUUGGAAAUUAAGUUCAAUAAUGCCAGAUUAACUUCAUGUUCGUCAUCCUCAUCAUCUAAAUCACGUCGAGAUGAAUCAGUUUAUUCUGUUAAUUUAGAUGGUUUAGAAAUUGCACGUGCUUAUUCUGGUUCAUCAGUUGUUUCUGUCUUUUUGGAUGAGUUUCCUUUUGGAUUUAAGAAAGUUGAAGUUCUAAUGAAAGAGGAUAAACGUAAACGUUCGGAUAGUUUAUUUCCACAUCCGUUACAUAAUGCGGCAAAGUUAAACUUUAGGCACCAAAGAGGAUCGAACACACUAAAUACCUUGGAAAAAGCUGUAGCGUUGAAAGUUGCUGUAGACUUAGAUCUUGUACAAUACAAUGUUGGUGCACGUCAACAGGGGAGUAAUUCCAAUUGUUCUGCAACAACUGAUCAUGAUAGACGACUUUCUGUUAUUCACUCUUCUUCAUCCUCAUUAUCUUCAUCUUCAGCAGUAUUGCAUUAUUCUAUUUGUGAUAAACAAGAACGUAGUAAUGGGCAGAUAACUGUUAUUCAUAGAGAAUUACAUGUUAUACCAUUUCAGUAUUAUGAAGGUUUUCGUCAGACAAUACUCAAUUGUUUGCAUUCAGAAUUAGUACCUUUGUGUAUUCACGUUUGGAAGGCUUUAACACUUGGUGUAAGAAAAGCGAAUUUUGUCUCCAGCCUUCUUUUAACUACAAUCGAAUUGAAUUGCCAUUUGGAAUUAAUUGUCAAUUUAUUACGUAUUGAUGUAAAUAAUGAUAAACCAAAUACUUCUUUUCGGAGUAGUUCUUUAGGCGCACAAAUUCUAGAUAUGUAUAGUAAUACUGUUUGUUCAGCUUGGCGAAGUCAAUGUUUUCGACGUGUAUGCGAAAAAGCACUUGAAGGUCCUCCUCCAGGACCAUUGCCAACAUCUAGUCAUUCAACUUCAUCAUCAAAUCCAUCUUUAAAUUGUAGUGGUCAAGUUCAUUGUAAUAAUAAUACUUGCAAUGGUAAUAAUAAUUCUAAGUCUACAUCAAGUUACCAACAUCGUUCUGGUAUUGGAAGUGCUUAUCAGUCUACAAAUAGUGUAAAUUCUCAUCAAUCCUUGACAACACGACCGUGUUCAUUGUCGACUGGAGCUGAUACAACUGUAACAUUUGAUCAAGCCUCCUCUCCUACAUCAAAUUUGAGUACACUGCAACACCAUACACGUGUACAAGAAUGGCAUUAUUAUCUCCUGUCAAUUGUUGUAGAUGAUCUUAUUUCACAUGUUCGUACAUUCCCUUUACAAAUGAGAUGGAUCUAUUCUGAAUUGCAGGCCCUAUAUCCUCCUAAUCAUAGCCAUGUGGUUGUCUGUAAUUUAGUAUUUCUCCGUGGUUUAUGCCCAGUCUUAUCGAGUUGGGGUAAAACAGGUCGAUCAGAUUCAGUUACUGGAUCUACUCAUGGCCUUUUAUCCGGAUUUUGGACUUCUGGUGUUUCUAGUGAGCUUCAUUCUUCUGUCACUAGUCCUUUUUGUUCUUCUUGGUCUUCCUAUCCCCAGUUGAAUUCUAGUGUGAAUUCACCCACUGUUCCGUCUCAUGCAUCUGAUGCUUUGGUGAUUGUAGCCAAGACGUUAUUAGCUCUGGUUAAUUUACCACCAAAAAUACAAGCAGAUGGUCUGUUAUCAUCGGAGCAAUUUAUGAAUUUACGAACAAGACUGAUAAAAGAAUUUCGUCUACCCAUUACUUCACCUCUUUCACCGAAUGAAAUUAGACAACUAGAACAAUUACAUGAAACAGAAGCACGUAAAGCUAGUUGUAAAUCACUUAGUCGUGAAUUAGCUCAACUAGCCAAUUAUUUUCUAGAAGCCUUCAAUCCUAAACAUUCUACGCAUCAUUCAAACAACAAUAAUAAUAAUAAUAAUUGUCCUACUCACAAUCCUACUGACCAUCAAUUGUCCAAUUCUUCGUCCUCAUCUUUUACAAGUAACAAUUCUACAUCAACAGGAGUCAGCAGUUACGAGCAUAAGGCAACAGAUUAUUAUCCUAUUUCAUCAGCUUCACAUCUUUACGCCUCAUUAAUUGAUCUUGCUGAGAAAACACAUCAAUUUGUACAGUCGAAUUAAUAGGCGUUAAUUUGUUUUACUAUUAUUAUUAUUUUGUGUGAUGAUAAGCAGUAGCCGAAUAAAUCAACAGGCUUCUGUUACCAUUAGCACUACUACUAUUACUGCUCCAAGUAGUUUUUUUUCGCUCUUUUCUGAACUUUUCUUCCUUCGUUCAACAAUAUUUUUCGCUUGAUUACCACAUUUUUAUGAUCUUUCUCAUACCCAACAAGAAGAAGUCCCUCAUACACACACAUGCACACACGCGUGCGCCUACAUUGUCCCAGCAUAAUUGUUCCGUAUAAUGUGUGUAAUUUGUGUGUGUGAAUGUGUGUGCGUGCGUGUACGCAUGUGUAUAGACGAAGCAUUUCCCAGAUAUCUGUAUUCUUACUCUUCUAAUGUGUAUAUGCUUUGUUUUUUCGAAUUUCAUCAAAAUUUUAUUGUGUAUACAUUCUAGGUGUUGUUGUUUGUCUGACUUCCAGUGAUUGUGUGUAUUUAUGUGGUGUGUGUGACUUGUGGUUGACCUCUUUUGAUUGUUGCCUCAGUCACUUCAUUCACUGUGUGUGUUUGGGUGUGGGUGCGUGUGUGUGUCAUGAACUCUCAUAGCUUAUCCAUCGUUAAUAUUAUUUUUUGCUUUAUUUUGUAAUCAUCUGUUUAGUUUUUCUUUUUUGAAAAACAGGAGUAACUUAAGGAGGGGACCCCUCCUCCCUCUAGACACACAUACAUCUACACGAUAAUAUCGCCAAUUUUAUUCUGAAGUUAACAAUUCCUCCACCUUCUCCGACUACUUUUACUCGGACUCCUAGUAAUACCGUUAUUGUUGUUGUUGUUGACGUCGUUGUUGCCAUUUUGUUCAUGCUUGUAGAUUCUGUUUUUUUGUCCUCUACAAAACAGAUUAAAUAAAGUUCUUUUGUAGUUGACCCUCUAUUGAUAUUUCCUCCUUUCUGUUUGUUUUUGUUUGUUUGUCUGUGUGUGCGUUUAUCUGAGUGUUUUCCCCGCUUUAUUGAGUGAAUAUUUCCACGUUCCAUGUUCUUUGUUGUUCAUGGAUUGACUUCAACUCAAAAUCGAAAUUUCUAUCUUAUAGUGUAUAUUAUUGUCAAUAAUAAUAAUAAUAAUAAUAAUAAUAUACGCCUCCAUAUAAUCAUCGCUGUACUGGUAAACUCUAUCGCUUUCACACAAAUACGCGAAAAACAUAUAAAAUUAGAAAAAAAAAUAUAAUCACAUGUGAAUCUUCUUUAUCGUCUGUCUAUUCCAUCUUUAAUUAUUUUAUUAAUGUUAUCGUUUGUUUAGCUAUCUUAAAAAAUGAAACAAUAUGUGAAUAACUGAUCUGACUGAUGAUAUCAACCUUCACAUUUUGCCGUGUCAUUACUAUUUAGUAUUAUUUUUGUGAAUUAAUAUUCAUGUAGUUUCUUCGUAACCGGGGGUGUACUUGCCAUCCAUAGAAGGGGUUUUUGCAGUGUGGUUUUCGUCGGUAGUGAGAACAGUGGUUGGGGAGAUAGAAGGUUCCGCUUUCUUUAUUUUGCCCUUUGGCUUCAUCAUCGCAAUAUAUAUGGUGUCUGUUUUUAGAAGGUCUUAUUAUAUGAAUGCAGGGGUUGUUGUUCUACGCUUACAUGUGUCUUUCGCCUUUAUCUUUUUCCUUUCAGCCUAAUUUUUAAUUGUCUUUCUCUUAUUCCAUUCAGCGGUUGGCACAGUCAGUCACAGUGUGGUUAAGGGAUGUGAUUGAGCAAGUUGUGUAUUAUUUCCACUGUGUGUUAUCCGCGUGUGAGUGUGUGCGCCUGUGUUUGAUCUCUGUUUAAUUAUUCCCAAUUAUCUUCCUCUUUUUUGGAUUAAAUAAAUAUUAAUUGACU